AUGUCUGCCCCGGUGUUCGUCCCCCUGUUGUAUGUCCCCCUGGUGUACGUCGUGGUUUAUGUCCCCCUGGUGUAUGCCCCCAACGGUGUAUGUCCCCUGCGUGAAUGUCCCCCUGGUGUAUUUACCACCGGUGUAUCCGCCCCGGUGUUCAUCCCCCUGUUGUAUGUCCCCUUGGUAUAUGUCCCCCUGGUUGUAUAUCGCCUGGUUUAUUUCCUCCCGGGGUAUGUCUACCCGGUGUAUGUGCCCCCGGUGUAUGUCCCCCCGGUGUACAUCCUCCAGGUGUAUGUGCCCCCCGGUCCCCCGGAGAUGUCCCCCCGGUUUAUGUCCUCCAAGGGUGUGUCCUCAGGUGUAUAUCCCCCGGUUUAUUUCCUACCGGGGUAUGUCUCCCCGGUGUAUGUGUCCCCAGUGUAUGUCCCCCCGGUGUACAUCCCCCUGGUGUAUGUGCCCCCUGGUGUGUAUUUGCCCCUGGUGUACAUUCACCUCAGUGUAUGUCCCCCGUGGUAUGUCCCCUACGGUGUAUGUCCCCCACGUUUAUAUCCCCCGGUAUAUGUCCCCCAUGUUUAUGUCCCCCUGGUGUAUGUCCCCAACGGUGUUUAUGUCCCCCUGGUGCAUGUCCCCAACGGUGUAUGUCCCCCGCAGUAUGUUCCCCCGUUGGUGGUGGUGGUGGUGGUCAUGGUGGUGGUCAUGGUGGUGAUCAUAGUGGUGGUCAUGGUGGAUGUGGUCAUGGUGGUGGUGGUCAUGGUGGAUGUGGUCAUGGUGGUGGUGGUCAUGGUGGUGGUGGUGGGGUAG
Molecule: messenger RNA, 789 nt
Organism: Erinaceus europaeus (western European hedgehog)
Lineage: Eukaryota; Metazoa; Chordata; Mammalia; Eulipotyphla; Erinaceidae
Exons: 10
Coding region: 1-789 (262 amino acids)
Source: RefSeq, a predicted model, not a curated record